Myxocyprinus asiaticus (Chinese sucker) is the source of this 4303-nucleotide messenger RNA. RefSeq names its product xenotropic and polytropic retrovirus receptor 1 homolog. The coding region runs from base 278 to 2356 and encodes 692 amino acids. The transcript has 15 exons. Gene Ontology annotation, biological process: cellular response to phosphate starvation; phosphate ion transport. The record is from RefSeq and is a predicted model, not a curated record. NCBI's taxonomy places the organism in Eukaryota, Metazoa, Chordata, Actinopteri, Cypriniformes, Catostomidae. Gene Ontology annotation, molecular function: inositol hexakisphosphate binding. Gene Ontology annotation, cellular component: cytoplasm; Golgi apparatus; plasma membrane.
UGGCGACUGCAGGAGCUGCUGCUUCAAAUAUCAGACAGAAAAAACGUCUGUCUAUAGCUCCUACGCCCCUUUAAACAACUGCUUAAACUUAAAAACACUCGAAGGGAUAAUGAGGAAAAUUGGGUCGGUUGGUGAUGAAUAUCGCAAUAUUUCCCUUGAAUAUGUGUCUCGCGGAGCAGCGAAAAACAGCCGUUAAUCUGAGGGUGAUGAUUCACUGGUAAUUUUCCAGCAGCGCGAGUGUCUCCUCAGACAAAAACACCCCGAAAUAUUCAUAAAGAUGAAAUUUACCGAGCACCUGUCUGCCCACAUCACCCCGGAGUGGAGGAAACAAUACAUUCAAUAUGAGGCUUUUAAAGAAAUGUUGUAUGCCGCCCAGGACCAGGCCCCAUCAGUUGAAGUCGCAGAUGAAGACACUGUCAAGAGAUACUAUGCCAAGUUUGAGGAGAAGUUCUUCCAAACAUGCGAGAAGGAGCUGGCCAAAAUCAACACUUUCUAUUCAGAGAAGCUCGCAGAAGCUCAACGGCGUUUUGCCACGCUACAGAACGAGCUGCAGUCGUCUUUGGACGCGCAGCGUGAGAGCAGUCGAGCCACGGGCCUGCGUCGCCGGCGCACCGUGUUCCACCUGUCGCAGCAAGAGCGCUGCAAACAUCGCAAUAUCAAAGACCUGCAGCUGGCCUUCAGCGAGUUCUACCUCAGCCUCAUCCUGCUGCAGAACUACCAGAAUCUAAACUUCACAGGUUUCCGUAAGAUUUUAAAGAAACAUGACAAGAUCUUUGAGACGGUGCGAGGGGCAGACUGGCGUGUUGCCCAUGUGGAAGUGGCUCCUUUUUACACCUGUAAAAAAAUCACUCAGCUAAUCUCUGAAACCGAGACCCUCGUUACCACAGAGCUGGAAGGGGGAGACAGACAGAAGGCCAUGAAGAGGCUGCGAGUGCCCCCACUGGGUGCAGCACAGCCUGCACCAUCAUGGACCACUUUCAGAGUUGGACUGUACUGUGGUGUCUUCAUUGCUUUAACAGUCACUGUCAUCAUCACAGGUGUGGUAAAGCUUAUAAUAGGAGAAGAGAAGAAUGUGUGGCCCCUGGUCAGAAUUUAUCGGGGUGGUUUCCUUCUCAUCGAGUUCCUUUUCUUGUUGGGCAUCAACACGUAUGGCUGGAGGCAGGCCGGUGUGAACCACGUCUUAAUAUUUGAGCUCAACCCCCGCAAUAACCUGUCUCACCAACAUCUCUUUGAGAUUGCUGGUUUUCUUGGAGUCCUUUGGUGCGUCAGUAUUCUGUCCUGCCUCUUCGCUAAGGACAUAAAGAUCCCUAUACAAGCAAACCCUCUAGCGCUCUAUGGAUUCUUCUUCUUUUUCCUCAUCAACCCUUUCAAAACCUGCUAUUACAAAUCUCGCUUCUGGCUCCUCAAAUUACUGUUUCGAGUGGUCACAGCUCCAUUUCACAGAGUGGGGUUUGCAGAUUUCUGGCUGGCUGACCAGCUCAACUCUCUAGUGGUAGUUCUGAUGGACCUGGAGUACAUGAUCUGUUUCUACAGUAUGGAGCUGAACUGGGCAGAGUCUUAUGGGGAGCUAGAGAUUAAAGAGGGUGGAGGGAUUUGUCACACGUAUUCAUACGGUGUACGAGCUGUAAUCCAGUGCUUGCCUGCCUGGUUCCGAUUUGUGCAGUGCUUGAGACGGUACCGGGACACAAAGCGUGCCUUCCCUCACCUAGUCAAUGCUGGCAAAUACUCUACUACUUUUUUCGUGGUCAUCUUUUCUGCACUCUAUAAAACACAUAAAAAUUUUCAGGAAGAACCAGUCUUCUUUUACCUGCUCAUUGCCUGCCUGAUCAUUAACUCUUGCUACACCUUAUUAUGGGACCUGAAGAUGGACUGGGGUCUGUUUGACCGUAACGCAGGGGAAAACACCCUCCUCAGAGAGGAGAUUGUAUAUCCACAGAAAGCUUACUACUACUGUGCCAUAGUAGAGGAUAUCAUUUUGCGCUUUGCCUGGACCAUUCCUCUUUCUCUUGGGGUUGUGACUGCAUAUCCGAACACCUCUGAUAUUUUGGCCACUGUACUCGCACCGCUGGAGGUCUUUAGACGCUUUGUUUGGAACUUCUUUCGUCUGGAGAACGAGCACUUGAACAACUGUGGUGAGUUCAGAGCGGUGCGGGACAUCUCAGUAGCGCCUCUGAACGCAGACGACCAAACUCUGCUGGAGCAGAUGAUGGACCAGGAGGAUGGAGUGAGGAAUAGAUUUGGAAAGAAGAACUGGAAGAGGAGCUACAGUGUAUCCUUGAGAAGACCACGUCUCUCCUCCCAGUCAAAGAUCCGGGACACCAAGGUCCUGAUAGAGGACACAGAUGAUGACACCUGACCCCAACAUCCUAAAUGGCUUGAUAAAGUAUUUUUUAACGGACCAUAGACCUCAGACCUUGAAAACUCUUGAAAAGCUAUCCAAUCAAUCCAUCACAAAGCUGCCUGACUACACCACACACAUUUCACUGACUCGUACACACAUACAAGCUCACAAUGGAUGCAGCUGCCACCUAGUUAUUUUUAUAUUUUUGAUUCCUUUGUUACUUUCUUGAUCAUUUUUUUAAGAUCCAAUACGUGGAAGACAAAAAAGAACGAAAUCAAAGGACAGUGUAUAUAAAUGCCACUUCACAAACCACUUGAUUGAAGUGCGACCAUUGAAAUCAUACCCUUGAUUGUGGAGGCUCCAGACGUGAAAAACUCUUUGCAGCAAUUGUGCUCAAUCGGUUUGAACAAUUUGGCUUCAAAGACUUAUGAGGAGGGUAUGAAGACUGUAGUGUGACAUUCAUGAAGCAGACACCUGGACUGGUUUGCCCUCAUUAAUGAAAAUGGCAAUUUCUGCUUUUUGUACAUUUCAUUGUUAUUUAUGUGAAGGAGAGAUGCCUUGAACGUUGCUUUUAAGGAUUUUUUUUUUUUUUUUAAACAAUGGCUAGGAUUUACCUUGGACUCUUGACCUGUUCAGAUGGGACCUCCAUAUGCUUUUGAACAUGCCUCAGGUAGCUUUGGAGAAUGCAAACAGAUUUCAAAAUUCUAAUAAAGCUGCAGUGUAUCAUGAGAACUGAAGCUAGAGUCAAGCAGAAUUGCAAUCUGUUUAAAUGGCCUAACUCAGAAACAUUGCCUCAACCAGUGGCAUGGGUUUGGGGCAGGACUUCCCUGUCUAGGCAACAGCAGAUGGGGGAUGUGUUUGAAACUUGUUUGAAAACAGUCACUAUUUCUGCUUUGUAGUGCAGAAAUUGCACACUGCAGCUUUCAAUACUUUGCAGGUCUUAGUGAAACAUCAACCAUCACCAAGAAAAACAUAUUUAACCACCGACCUAGUUACCUGGGUAAAUGUCUGAAAUGCCAAAUGGGACUUUAUGCCUAUGUUUGUUUGUUUUAAAACAUUUUUCCUUUGUGUGUUUUAAAGCAUGAAGUCAAUGCAAUUUGAAGAAGUGCUGCUUUACAGGCUUGGGAAAAGAAAAAUUAUCUUGCUUUAAAAGUGUCAGGCUCAUGUUAGAGCAAGCCAAAUGUCUGAAACGUUCCAUAAACAUUUUCUAGUAGUGGUUUUAAGGGGGGGAUGUCUUGACAAUUCUCACUUACAACAUGAUAGUCCUGAAACCCCCUUUAUUUAAUUUUAAAUACUUGUUAAAGUGCACACCUAACAUUACAGUGAAUUAUUAUUCACCCGAUACAUUCCUGAAGUAGCAUUCCAUGUAAGUAUUUUCUGUUUUUUAGCCAUUAUCUUCCAGGGUCUGAUCUAUUUUGCUUAUGCCGCCAGAGGGUUUCAGGGAGGAACAAUACCUUCCAUUUUCCUUCCUCUUGAAUCCUUGACCACAUCACUGGGCCUUACUCAAGAAACAUGAGCGAAUUGUGUGUAGAACCUUUUUUACGUAAAUUGUCAUUCAAUUCAGUGUGACAGUUUUACAUAGGAUUGGUUUUACAGCUGAUUACGACCAUUUAGAAUUGAGUUCUCAAUCAAAAUGUCUAUUUGCACCUCUGUAAUAACAGCUGUCUGUGAACAAUUCAAGAAGACUUGACAGGGACGUACAGUGUAUUAGGUCAUGAGGAAAUGGACUAUGACUGCAAACUCUGUUACAUUCCCUACAUGAUCACACCCAGAAAAUCCAGGUAAAACAGGAGGUACUGAAGUCACACAUUCAUUAACUGCUGGUGGUUAACAAGUGUAACUGCCAUCAUGGAAACAUGGGUUCAACUCAAAAGAUAACUCACCGGCUCCACCUCACAUGCCAUGUCAUGUACUACUGUCCCAAGUUAACACUUGGACAAAAAAUAAAAAGAUUUAUCUGUG